CGCCGCCCCGACUGACAAAAGUCCCUUCAGUUCAGUCGGAGGCAGGGGAAGUCCCGCAGCCCGGCGAGACCGCCUUCCCGUGCCGAGCUCGCCGCACGCCCCGGCGUCUCCGGGCGGCCCGAUGCCCCGAUGCCCCGCGGGGGCCAUGGACGAGGGGCCCGUGGACCUGCGCACCCGGCCCAAGGGCACCCCUGGCGCCGCGCUGCCACUCCGCAAGCGCCCGCUGCGCCCCGCGUCCCCAGAGCCCGCAGCCACACGCGGCCCCCCUGGACCCCUGGACACUCUGCGCAGCAGCUGCGACGUCCCAGCUGUCCCUGGGCCCCCUCACUGCGUGGCCAGACCGGAGGCCCUUUACUACCAGGGACCCCUGAUGCCCAUUUACUCUACCCCGACUAUGGCUCCCCACUUUCCGCUACUGAACCUGCCUACUCACCCGUACCCCAUGAUGUGCCCCAUGGAACACCCCCUCUCAGCUGACGUUGCCAUGGCCACCCGGGUGGAUGAGGAUGGAGACACGCCUCUCCACAUCGCUGUGGUCCAGAAUAACAUAGCAGCUGUCUACCGAAUACUCAGCCUUUUCAAGCUUGUGAGCCGUGAAGUAGACGUCCAUAACAACCUACGGCAGACCCCGCUCCACCUGGCUGUGAUCACCACAUUACCAGAUAUGGUCCGGCUACUGGUGACAGCUGGUGCCAGCCCCAUGGCCCUGGAUCGCCACGGCCAGACUGCAGUCCACCUGGCAUGCGAGCACCGCAGCCCCAGCUGCCUGCAGGCCCUGCUGGACAGCGCAAUCCCGGGCUCCGUGGACCUGGAGGCUCGCAAUUACGAAGGGCUCACUGCCCUGCACGUGGCCGUGAACACUGGGUGCCAGGAGGCUGUUCUGCUGCUCCUGGAGCGUGGCGCGGACAUCGAUGCAGUGGAUAUCAAGAGCGGCCGUUCCCCACUCAUCCACGCCGUGGAAAACAACAGCCUGAACAUGGUGCAACUCCUGCUGCUGCACGGCGCCAACGUGAACGCUCAGAUGUAUUCUGGCAGCUCGGCUCUGCAUUCUGCGUCCGGCCGCGGGCUUCUGCCGCUGGUGCGCACCCUGGUGCGCAGCGGGGCAGACAGCGGCCUCAAGAACUGUCACAAUGACACACCCCUCAUGGUGGCGCGCAGCCGCAGGGUCAUUGAUAUCUUAAGGGGGAAGGCCUCUCGGGCUGCUUCAGGGUCACAGCCUGAGCCAUCCCCAGACCAAAGUGCCACCAACUCCCCAGAGAGCAGCAGUCGUCUCAGCUCCAAUGGCCUCCAGUCGUCGCCAAGCUCCUCACCCUCGAUGUCUCCCCCGAAGGAUGCUCCUGGCUUCCCUGUGACUCCCCAAAACUUUUUCCUUCCCACGACAUCUACACCUGCCUUCCUGCCCUUCCCAGGAGUCCUCCGAGGCCCUGGCCAGCCUGUACCCCCUUCCCCAGCUCCAGGAAGCAGCUGAGACGGAUGGGGGGGCAGACCCGGACUCAUGAGGAGGGGCCUCCCUGCCCUGUGAGGACCACUCUUCGGAAACCGUGAGGACCUUGUUCUGCUUCCCCCGCCCAAUCUUCGGGACCAGGUUUUGCACCAAGGCACAUGCACAUACUACUGAGCACAGAUACGCCCAAUUGCGCCCCUUGCCCAGGACUCUUAGUCUCACUUAAUCUCAGGCACCCAGGUUCCCUGUCUGGAAACCACUAGAUACUCGAUUCUUUGAGUGGAGGAACCAAUGGACAGCCCCUCCUCUGCCAUCCUCCACACCGAGGGACCCGGAAGAACAAAGGGGUCUGGGAGGGCAUUGAUCAUAAUGUAAAUUAUUAGGUUUGGGUCAGAUUUCUUUUGUAAUAAACUAUUUUUGUAUCAUA
Messenger RNA from Mastomys coucha (southern multimammate mouse), 1871 nucleotides. RefSeq names its product BCL3 transcription coactivator (gene Bcl3). The record is from RefSeq and is a predicted model, not a curated record. Gene Ontology annotation, molecular function: protein binding. Lineage: Eukaryota; Metazoa; Chordata; Mammalia; Rodentia; Muridae. The transcript has 9 exons. Bases 122 to 1468 code for a protein of 448 amino acids.